CGUUGCAGUUCCACAAAAGCCCGUGCCGAGUCGUCGGCUCGUUUCUGGGCGCCGCCUCAACUGACUCUUCUCCGGCGUCAACUCCCUCUUUCGCCGUCGUCCCGAUCGCCUACUGUGAUCUCCUGUUGUAGUAUAAGCCGACGGCACCCAGGAUUUCUCCGCCGUUGCUCCGUGAGCUUUCCCCAGUUCUCGGUCGAGCAGCUUUGGAGUUCGAUCUGCUUUCGGAACAAGAAGACCCUCCUCGAUUGGCGCUGCACAGGGCUUGGCGCGCCAUGGAGUUGAACGUCUCUUUCUCUGUCGACAACCCGCCGCUGUCGGUGAUCGCUGCUGCUAAGAUCGCCGGCAUCAGGCUCUCCACUGAUCCCUUCCUCCCUCCUGGCUCCGAUCCUGCCAUCCGUCUCGCUUCUGGGGAAGUUUUACAAGGUACUGACACACUACUCCGGCACAUUGGUAGUAUCGCAGCUCUUCCUAAUUUUUAUGGGCAGGACAGGUUGGAAGCUGAGCAGAUUGAUAAAUGGCUUGAGUUUUCCUUGGUCUUUUUGUCUGGAUCUGAAUUUGAGAAUGCCUGUUCACAUGUUGAUGGGCAUCUUACUUUGCGAACCUUGUUGGUUGGUUUUUAUGUGUCCAUUGCUGACAUUGCAAUAUGGUCUGCCCUUGCAGGCACUGGGCAAAGGUGGGAAAGUCUUAGAAAAUCAAAGAAGUACCAGAAUUUGGUUCGUUGGUUUAAUUCAAUAUUGACUGAACAUGGCGAUGCUUUAAAUGAAGUCAUUGCUGCAUAUGUCGGCAAGAGAGGAUUAGGGAAGGUUCAUGUAGGUAAUUCUAAGGGUAUUGUAGGUAGUGGCAAUUCAAAAGAUUCUAGUGGAAGGGCUCUGCCAAAGGAAAAUACUGCCGGAUUUGAGGUAGAUCUUCCUGGUGCUAAAGUUGGAGAAGUACGCUUGCGGUUUGCUCCUGAGCCUAGUGGCUAUCUCCAUAUUGGGCAUUCAAAGGCUGCUUUGCUGAACACAUACUUUGCUGAGAGGUAUCAAGGGCAGUUACUAAUUCGCUUCGACGACACUAAUCCUUCAAAAGAAAGCAGUGAAUUUGUAGAUAAUGUUCUGAAGGACAUUGAUACGUUGGGUGUUACGUAUGAAAAGGUUACUUACACAUCAGAUUACUUUGAUGAUUUGAUGAAAAUGGCUGAAAAGUUGAUCCUUGAGGGAAAAGCUUAUGUGGAUGAUACACCCAGGGAACAAAUGCAAAAGGAGAGGAUGGAUGGGAUUGAUUCAAGGUGUAGGAACAAUACUGUAGAGGAGAAUAUGGCAAUGUGGAAAGAGAUGAUUACAGGUUCGGUGAGAGGCUUACAAUGCUGUGUAAGGGGUAAGCUGGAUAUGCAAGACCCUAACAAAUCUCUUCGAGAUCCUGUUUACUACCGCUGCAAUCUGGAUUCUCACCACCGUAUUGGGCCCAAGUAUAAGGUGUAUCCAACUUAUGACUUUGCAUGUCCAUUUGUUGAUUCUGUUGAGGGUAUUACUCAUGCCCUUAGAGCAAGUGAAUAUCAUGAUCGCAAUGCACAGUAUCAUCGCAUUCUUGCGGAUAUGGCCCUGCGAGAUGUCCAAAUAUAUGAAUUUAGCCGGUUGAACAUGGUAUAUACACUUCUAAGCAAGAGAAAACUUCUUUGGUUUGUCCAAAAUGGGAAAGUAGAUGGGUGGGAUGAUCCACGUUUCCCAACUGUCCAGGGGAUUGUGCGUAGAGGCCUAAAGAUUGAGGCACUCGUACAAUUCAUUCUUCAACAGGGUGCCUCCAAAAAUCUGAACUUGAUGGAAUGGGACAAAUUGUGGACCAUCAAUAAGAAGAUAAUUGAUCCUGUUUGCCCAAGACACACUGCUGUCAUUGAAGAGAAGAGUGUAAUUUUGAUCCUUGAAAAUGGACCGGAGAAACCUUUUGUUAGAAUUAUACCUAGACAUAAAAAAUAUGAGCCAGCUGGCCAGAAGGCUACGACCUAUACAAAGAGAAUAUGGUUAGACCAUGUUGAUGCAUCGUCAAUCACAGAGGGAGAGGAGGUCACAUUGAUGGAUUGGGGCAAUGCCGUUGUGAAAGAGAUCAAGAAGGAAGAUGGAAAUAUAACCCAGCUGGUUGGUGUUCUCCACCCUGAAGGCUCAGUGAAAACAACAAAGUUGAAGCUAACUUGGCUUCCUGAAACCGAGGAAUUGGUUCACCUUUCUCUUCUUGAAUUUGACUACUUGAUAAAAAAGAAAAAGCUUGAAGAAGGGGAAGACUUUCUUGAUAAUCUAAAUCCCUGCACAAGGCGUGAAACACUAGCAAUUGGAGAUGCCAACAUGCGGAACCUGAAGCGAGGCGAGAUAAUCCAGCUCGAAAGGAAAGGCUACUACAAGUGCGAUGUGCCGUUCUUGCGCCCUUCCAAGCGAGUCGUGCUAUUCGCAAUUCCUGAUGGACGACAGCAGGCUUCCCUUAAUUGAUCUAGGUGAAACAACUCCAUCCAUACAAUUUGGAUGGACAUUUUUGUUUAUGGUUCAUCUGCACAUCUGGAAUGAGACCGACUCUAUCUCUGUAACUCUUCUUUUGCAACCAUUUCGCGCCUAACCUGUUGCAACAAUUGAUAACCGACUAUCACAUUUAGAGUUAUUUUGUUAUCUCACCCUCUUAAACUUACGUCGGUAAUUUAUCAAAAGUGUACUUAGGUUUUUGAAUUUACCAAAGUUACAUAAUAUUUAUCAAAGAGGGUAUCUUUUUACA
This is a messenger RNA of Zingiber officinale, 2733 nucleotides long. RefSeq names its product glutamate--tRNA ligase, cytoplasmic-like. Gene Ontology annotation, molecular function: glutamate-tRNA ligase activity; ATP binding. Gene Ontology annotation, cellular component: cytosol; cytoplasm; methionyl glutamyl tRNA synthetase complex. Gene Ontology annotation, biological process: glutamyl-tRNA aminoacylation; translation. The coding region runs from base 273 to 2456 and encodes 727 amino acids. The record is from RefSeq and is a predicted model, not a curated record. The transcript has 7 exons. Lineage: Eukaryota; Viridiplantae; Streptophyta; Magnoliopsida; Zingiberales; Zingiberaceae.